Messenger RNA from Lecanosticta acicola, 702 nucleotides. NCBI's taxonomy places the organism in Eukaryota, Fungi, Ascomycota, Dothideomycetes, Mycosphaerellales, Mycosphaerellaceae. The record is from the annotation of a GenBank genome assembly.
AUGACAUUCCAACAGGAACUAUCCUCCUGGUUCUCGCCUCUGAAAGCAUCCUCAUCUCCACCACCCCCGAUAGGCGCCCCAGCACCCAGCCCGCCCAUCCUGGCGCUCGAGCCCGGCAAACGCACCAUCAUCGCCUUUCUGCGCCACUGCGGAUGUCCCUUCGCGGAGAAGACGUUCCUUCGUAUGCGCGAGGCGGCCAAGACGCAUGGCGAUGUGGAAUUCCUCGCGGUGAGCCAUUCGAGCCGGGAGGCGACGGAGAAGUGGCACAGGUCCUUGCCGCAGUUUGGGGCCGAGCCGGGGAAUUUGCGGAUGGUGGUGGAUGAUGGACGGGAGGCUUAUGGCGCUUAUGGUAAGUGAUGAUCCAGACGGAAAAGACCUUGAAAGCCAGGAUCGGUCGUGGGAUGCUGAUGCUGAUGCUGAUGAUGAUGAUGAUGAUGAUGAUGAUGCUGAUGAUGGUGAUGAUGUCGCUUAGGCUUAGGAGCCAGUAGCUUCCUGCACGUCCUCGAUCCGAGGGCUCUGUCGAACGCGUUUGGACUCGGGAAGGAGGGCAUCAACGUCCGGCCGACGGAGAGCGGAAGUCGCUGGCAGACUUCGGGAACGUACGCGAUUGGUGACGAUGGCAGAGUGAAGUUUGGAGGACCCGCAGCGAGGUCGGACGACAUGCCGGAAUUUGAAGAAUACGUGAAGAAGCUGGAUGCUUAA